UACAUCAGCAUAUCAGACAAAAUGACUAUUCAAUCCUCCAUUCAGUUCCUGGUCUGUCACCAUAUUCAAACCCUAAAUUUUUUCGAAUACCAGACACCUAAAAUUUAAAAUCCGCGCCGCUCCUCUCAAAAUUUCAAAUCCCUCCCUCUCUUUCUCUCCCCUUUUCCCUAUAAAAUCAACACCCCCACAGCCCGCUCUACUUACCAACAGGAAAAAAAAGAAGAAACCAGUCCCUAGUUUUCUUAAUCGAAAAAACCUCUUUAGAAAAAUGCCUGCAAUCCCAGAAGAACCCCUUCUGGCUGAAAACCCAGACCGGUUCUGUAUGUUCCCCAUUCAGUACCCAUCAAUCUGGGAGAUGUACAAGAAAGCUGAGGCCUCCUUUUGGACUGCUGAGGAGGUCGAUCUCUCGUCGGAUAUCCGCCACUGGGAAAACCUGACUCCCGACGAGAAGCACUUCAUCUCUCAUGUCCUUGCCUUCUUCGCCGCCUCUGAUGGGAUUGUCCUCGAAAAUCUCGCCGGGCGUUUCAUGAAAGAGGUCCAAGUCUCGGAGGCGCGUGCUUUUUACGGAUUCCAGAUCGCGAUUGAGAAUAUCCACUCAGAGAUGUACAGUCUUCUGUUGGAGACUUAUAUCAAGGAUUCUGAGGAGAAGAAUCGUCUGUUUCAUGCUAUCGAAACGGUGCCGUGUGUGGCUAAGAAGGCACGGUGGGCCUUGCGGUGGAUUGACGGGAGCGAGAGUUUCGCGGAGAGGCUAGUUGCUUUUGCUUGCGUGGAAGGGAUAUUUUUCUCGGGGAGUUUUUGUGCGAUAUUUUGGUUAAAAAAGCGUGGGUUGAUGCCGGGGUUAACCUUUUCAAACGAGUUGAUCUCGCGAGAUGAAGGGCUUCAUUGUGAUUUCGCGUGCCUUCUCUACAGCUUGCUGAGGAAGAAGCUGAGUGAGGAGCAAGUGAAGGGGAUAGUGAAGGAUGCAGUGGAUAUUGAGAGGGAGUUUGUGGUGGACGCGCUGCCAUGCGCGUUGGUAGGGAUGAACGGGGAGUUGAUGAGUCAGUAUAUUGAGUUCGUAGCUGAUAGGCUGUUGGGUGCGCUUGGGUGCGGGAAGGUGUACAAUGUGGCUAAUCCAUUCGAUUGGAUGGAGUUGAUAUCUUUGCAAGGGAAGACUAAUUUCUUCGAGAAAAGAGUAGGAGAGUAUCAAAAGGCCUCAGUUAUGUCUAGUAUUAAUGGGAAUGGUGGGAAUCAUGUGUUUAAGAUGGAUGAAGAUUUUUAGAGUCUUUGUUUGUGGAAUUAGGAUUAUGGAUCUCUUACUGCUUUUAUUAUUA
Molecule: messenger RNA, 1310 nt
Organism: Populus trichocarpa (black cottonwood)
Lineage: Eukaryota; Viridiplantae; Streptophyta; Magnoliopsida; Malpighiales; Salicaceae
Product: ribonucleoside-diphosphate reductase small chain
Exons: 1
Coding region: 269-1258 (329 amino acids)
Biological process (GO): deoxyribonucleotide biosynthetic process
Molecular function (GO): oxidoreductase activity
Source: RefSeq, a predicted model, not a curated record